Molecule: messenger RNA, 1291 nt
Organism: Magnolia sinica
Lineage: Eukaryota; Viridiplantae; Streptophyta; Magnoliopsida; Magnoliales; Magnoliaceae
Product: protein MULTIPOLAR SPINDLE 1
Exons: 10
Coding region: 50-1141 (363 amino acids)
Biological process (GO): meiotic spindle organization; meiotic DNA double-strand break formation
Source: RefSeq, a predicted model, not a curated record
GAUCUGGAGCUUCUCACAGAGAGAGAGAGAGAGAGGAGAGGAGGGAGGGAUGAAAUGUGAUUCUCCGAGACUGAAACUGGCAAUAGCGAUUGCACUAAUCCGAUCGAAAUUCCUGGAAAAGCCUUCUUCUUCUCAUUCUCCUUCCAAAUCCGACGCUCUUCGCUGGAAGAGAUUGGCGAAGAAACGGAAACGAGAGCUUCUCACCCUCAAAAGACAGCUCAACCAACUCCAAGAUGAAAUGCAAUACGAUCUGUUUCCGCAGAGCGCUUCUUGUAAGUGUUACUUCUUCGAUCGAUGUGGGAAGCUGAGCAGUUCCACAGACGUCGAUGACCGUCGGAUCAAUGAUGUCUUGAGGCGGAGGUUUCUCAGGCUAGUACGGUGGACGGAAAAGAAGAAAGGAUUAGAUAAUUCUGUUCGACCGAGACAUGCUAUAGAGUUAAAUGGUAAUGAUGAGAUAGAGCUGCUGAGUACUUCUGUUGAUUUUUUGGUGGAGCUUUCUAGCGCUGAUUCUCCUGUAGAGAACAACCCUUCUUUUGCUGCAUCAUCGCACCAAGCUAUAGACCUCAUUUUAGCUUCUUUGAAGAAUUUGCUGUCAAGGAAAAAAGAGAGUGAACUCAUUGAAGGGAUUGUCGGCAGCUUGAUAAUGCGUUUGGUUAGAAGAAUGUGCCCCCCCUUGGAAAGAGAGGGUUCAACAAGUUUUGGUUCCAAUGUUCAAUUAUAUGUUCAGCACUUAAUUCGUCAGCUGGGAAGUGAGCCAUACAUUGGUCAAAGGACAAUGCUUUUAGUUUCCCAAAGAAUCUCUGUACUUGCGGACAGCUUGCUUUUCAUGGAUCCCUUUGAUGAUGCUUUCCCUGAUAUGCACCGCUCCAUGUUUAUGAUGAUUCAGCUUAUUGAGUUUUUGCUAUCAGACUAUUUGCAAACUUGGGCAAUUGGCGAAGGUUUUGAAAGCAGACUGUUUGAAGACUGGGUGAGAUCUGUUAUACAGGCACAGAAGGCAUUGAACCUCUUGGAAAACAGGAACGGGCUUUACAUACUGUACAUGGAUCGAGUGAUUGGGGAGUUGGUGAAACAGCUGGGGCCCAUUUCUCAGAGCGGGACGCUUGACAUGGACAUCCUUGAGAAUCUGUUUACUGAUACUUGAGCACUUCAAAAACUGUUAGGCGUUGCUUGAAAUGUGUUCCUUCUUUUCUCUGUAAAUCUUCAGUUGAAGCACUACCAGCAGUUUAGGAUGUCUGGAUGACUCCUAUUUUACAUUUUUCAUUAAAUCUACAGGGGAUGUGCAUUUGGUCGA